Lathyrus oleraceus (garden pea) is the source of this 1352-nucleotide messenger RNA. RefSeq names its product pentatricopeptide repeat-containing protein At2g06000-like. The coding region runs from base 249 to 1352 and encodes 367 amino acids. The record is from RefSeq and is a predicted model, not a curated record. Gene Ontology annotation, molecular function: protein binding. NCBI's taxonomy places the organism in Eukaryota, Viridiplantae, Streptophyta, Magnoliopsida, Fabales, Fabaceae. The transcript has 4 exons.
CAACGCUCUUUCUUCGAUUCACCAACUCAUCCGACGCUACAUUUUCGCGUUAUGUUAGUAACCACUUAACCCCUUCACUUACAUUACAAAUUAUCAAAAGACUAAACAAUCCUCAAUUAGGUUUCAGCUUUUUCCAGUUCACUAAACAAAGCUUGAACCUUUCUUAUUCAUUUUGGACUUACAAUUUUCUUUUAAGGUCCCUUUGUCAACAACAUCAACAUGAUUCAGCAAAACUUGUUUAUCAUUCUAUGAGGGCUGAUGGGUUGUUGCCUGAUAGUAGGUUGUUGGGAUUUUUGGUUUCUUCUUUUGCAUUUGUUGAUAGGUUUGAUGUUUCCAAGGAGUUUCUUCGGGAAGCUUUGUGUAAUAAGGUUGAUGUAAAUGUUGUUGUUUAUAAUAACUUUCUUAACAUUUUGGUUAAAUGUAAUAGGUUAGAUGAUGCUGUUAGUUUGUUUAGGGAGCUUGUUAGAUUCAAUUUCGAUAUUGAUAUAUUCACAUUCAAUAUCUUGAUUCGAGGUUUUUGCGUUGUUGGAGAAAUCGAUGAGGCUUUUAGGUUUUUGAAUGAUAUGAGAAGUUUUGGUUGUUAUCCUGAUGUUGUUAGUUAUAAUACUCUUAUACAUGGUUUAUGUAGAAUAAAUGAGGUAGAUAGAGCAAGAGAUUUAGUGAGAGAGAUUAGUUUACGAACUGAGUUUUCUCCUAAUGUUUUGAGUUAUACGAUUGUGAUAUCGGUUUAUUGCAAAUUGAGUAAGAUGAAGGAGGCUUCUUCUAUUUUCAAUGAAAUGGUUACGUCUGGAGCUAAGCCUAGUGUGGCUACUUUUAAUGCACUUAUCUAUGGAUUUGUUAAGGCAGGUGACAUGGCAUCUGCACUAGGAAUGCAUAAGAGGAUGCUUUUUCAUGGUUGUUCUCCUGAUGUUGUUACUUUCACUUUGUUAAUUGAUGGAUAUUGCCGAGUUGGGCAGUUGGACUAUGGUUUGGACCUUUGGAAUGAAAUGAAAGCGAGAAAUGUUUCUGCAAAUUUGUAUACUUUCUCUAUUCUUAUUAGUGCUGUGUGCAGGAGCAAUAGACUACAAGAAGCUCGUGAGCUUUUGAGACUGUUGAAUCAGAGUGACAUUGUUGCACAACCAUUUAUCUACAAUCCUGUCAUAGAUGGAUAUUGCAAAUCCGGAAGAGCACCCGAAGCAAUUGGUAUCUUUUACAAGAUGUUGGGGACCGGUUGUUCGCCAGAUGAAGUUACUAUUAGAACUUUAAGUUCAUGUCUUUUGAAGUCUGGAAUGCCUAGUGAAGCUGCCCGCAUUAAGGAAGCUGUAUUUAAGAGUCAAAACACAAAUUCAUAUAUACAACAGUCUCUUUAUUAA